AUGGGUAGAUUGAGACAGCUUAUUCUAGUUUUCAACAUUCUCCUCUUUGCUGGGAGCUCAUUGAGGCUGCUAGAAUCAGUUACCCAUGAUCGACUUGCUUUGCUCGAAUUUAAGAAACAAAUAUAUGAUCCAUAUGGAGCACUGAGUUCUUGGAAUGAAUCCAUCCAUUUCUGCAACUGGGUUGGGAUCACAUGUGGCCAUCGUCAUCAACAACGGGUUAUCAGCUUGAAUUUAAAAGGAAAGGGCUUGGGAGGAAGCCUAUCUCCUUCCAUACGGAAUCUCACUUUCCUUCGUUUCCUCAUCAUUUCAAACAAUAGCUUCCAGGGCAAAAUCCCCCAAGAGAUUGGUAAUCUGUUUCGACUACAACUCAUUAGUUUUACUAACAAUAGUCUUCAAGGAGAAAUUCCUACCAGCUUAUCCAACUGCACCCGUCUUAGAGUAUUUCACUCCUCCAAUAACAAUCUUGUCGGGAAGAUUCCGGUUGAACUAUUUACAUCUUUGUUAAAGCUAGAGAUAAUUUCUAUUAAUGGUAAUGGCUUGACAGGAGAAAUACCAGGUUCUUUUGGGAACAUUUCAUCCAUCCAAGCUAUCUCUUUGGGUGGAAAUGAAUUGCAGGGGAGCAUUCCAAAAUCCUUUGAUCGGCUAACAAACUUAUAUGCUCUAGCACUUGAUCAAAACAAGCUAUCUGGUAUGUUCCCUGUCUCACUAUAUAAUCUCUCAUCUCUUGAAUCCAUUUCUCUUCUUAAAAAUCAACUUCAUGGGAGCCUUCCACAAGACAUAGGCCUCACUCUUCCAAAUCUCAAAAUACUAGAAAUUGGACUGAACCUUUUCUCAGGGAGCAUUCAGAGUUCCAUCUCAAAUAUUUCAACACUCGAAAUUCUUGAUCUCGGUGGAAACAAUUUUGUUGGACCCGUCCCUAAAAACUUGGGAAAUCUUCAAAACCUUCAAUGGUUCAGUAUUAAUGAAAAUCAAUGUGGAGCAGGGGAAGCUGAUGAUUUAGAUUUUGUAAAUUCUUUGGUUAAUUGUACAAAUUUAGAAAGUUUGGGCCUAAGAGAUAAUGGUUUUAAGGGUCCCCUUCCCAACUUUAAAGCCAAUCUCUCAACACAUCUCUCAAUACUUUAUUUGGGAGGGAAUCAAAUAUCUGGAACCAUACCUAUUGGGAUUGAGAAUUUCGUUAACUUAACUUGUUUGGGCAUGGAACGGAACUUGCUGGAAGGUAAUAUUCCGUCUGGCAUAGGGAAACUUCUGAAGCUUCAAAUAUUAGCCUUGGAUGAAAACAGACUUUCAGGACGGAUACCUUCCUCUAUAGGCAAUCUCACUCAUUUGUUUAAACUCCAUUUAGAAGCCAACAACUUGAAUGCAAACAUUCCUUCCAACAUUGGAAAUUGUCAACGGUUACAGUACCUAAGCCUUUAUAAUAACAACAUCCAAGGUCAAAUACCUAAACAACUCUUUCUUAUUUCCUACUUGUCGAUAUCUCUGGACUUAUCUUAUAACUCUCUGAUCAGUUCCCUACCAACUGAAAUUGGCAACUUGAAGGCUCUUUCUAGAAUAGAUAUCUCCAAUAACAAACUGUCUGGAGAAAUUCCAUCCUCCAUUGGUUAUUGUAAUAGUUUGGAACAUCUAUUAUUGGGGGGUAAUUUGUUUGAAGGAACCAUUCCUCAAUCUUUGACUCUUUUGAAGGGGCUUCAAGAUUUAGAUCUCUCACUCAACAACUUAUCAGGGCAAAUCCCAAAAGAUCUAGAGAAACUUUCAGUAUUGCACAAUUUGAAUUUAUCCUUCAAUAAUCUUGAGGGGGAGGUACCAACAAAAGGAAUCUUUGGAAAUUCAAGUGCAAUUUCAGUGAACGAAAAUGAUAAGCUUUGUGGGGGAAUUGUAGAGCUACAACUGCCUAUAUGCACAAACCAUGGAUCAACAAAACGAGAGAAGUCCAAUGCUUUUAGAAUUGUUUUGGUGAUAAUCAGUGUGGUUCUUGGUUUUCUUUUGAUAUCUUCCUUUCUUACUCUUUUUUGGAUAAGAAGAUCAAAAAGUAAACCUCCAUCCACACCGUUAAUCGGCGAUCAGUUCUUAAAGCUUUCUUAUAGAGAACUCUUCCAAGCUACUGGAGGAUUUUCUCUUGCUAAUUUCAUAGGUUCUGGUAGUUUUGGCUCUGUCUACAAAGGAAUUCUCAACCAAGAUGAAACUAUUGUCGCAGUCAAGGUGCUCAACCUUCAAAAUCCAAGAGUUUACAAGAGCUUUAUGGCUGAAUGCAAAGCAUUAAGAAACAUUCGGCAUCGAAAUCUUGUCAAGAUUUUAACAUCCUGUUCAAGUCUUGAUUCAAAAGGCAACGAUUUCAAAGCUCUUGUUUAUGAGUUCAUGCCCAAUGGGAGUCUAGAUGAUUGGUUGCAUCUGCUAGUGGAGGCACAUAAUCAUUCAAGGAAUUUAAGCCUUCUUCAAAGAUUAAACAUAGCAAUCGACGUGGCUUCUGCUUUGGAUUACCUUCAUUAUAAUUGUUAUGCGCCAAUUGUUCAUUGUGACUUGAAACCAAGCAAUGUUCUACUUGACAGUGAUAUGACUGCACAUGUUAGUGAUUUUGGUUUGGCGAGACUACUUUUAGAACUGGACGAUAAUUCAUCCCAGAAUCAAACUAGCACCAUUGGGAUAAAAGGAUCUAUUGGCUAUGCUGCUCCAGAAUAUGGCAUGGGUGAAAAAGCAAGUAUACAAGGGGACGUGUUUAGCUAUGGGAUCCUUUUAUUGGAGAUGUUCACUGGGAAAAAUCCAACAGAUCAGAUGUUCACUGAUGACUUAAAUCUCCAUAACUUUGCAUUAGCAGCUUUACCUGUAGAUGUGAUGCAAAUUUUAGAUCCAACACUCCUACCCAAGGAAGAACAAAGUGGAGAAAUUGAAGAGGAUUAUAUCAACAGAGCUGAAGGACCUAGUCAUUUGACAGAUAAAUUGCAAAAUUGCAUAACGUCAAUAAUUGAAAUUGCAGUCCAGUGUUCCAUGGAAUCGCCAAGAGAACGUAUGAACAUGAACAAUGUUGUGAGGGAGCUACAUUUAAUCAAAAGGAAAUUUUUUUGAAGCUAGAAUCUAUCAAUAUAGAACAACUACGUCUGAUUAGAAGGUUUUUACUA
Molecule: messenger RNA, 3113 nt
Organism: Telopea speciosissima
Lineage: Eukaryota; Viridiplantae; Streptophyta; Magnoliopsida; Proteales; Proteaceae
Product: probable LRR receptor-like serine/threonine-protein kinase At3g47570
Exons: 4
Coding region: 1-3060 (1019 amino acids)
Biological process (GO): protein phosphorylation
Molecular function (GO): protein kinase activity; protein binding; ATP binding
Source: RefSeq, a predicted model, not a curated record